Gasterosteus aculeatus aculeatus (three-spined stickleback) is the source of this 2439-nucleotide messenger RNA. It is a transcript of the gene gje1a, whose product is annotated as gap junction protein epsilon 1a. Gene Ontology annotation, biological process: cell-cell signaling. Gene Ontology annotation, cellular component: connexin complex. Lineage: Eukaryota; Metazoa; Chordata; Actinopteri; Perciformes; Gasterosteidae. Gene Ontology annotation, molecular function: gap junction channel activity. The record is from RefSeq and is a predicted model, not a curated record.
GCUGGAUGACGGGGAUGAGCUUGCACGCCGCCUCGCCGAACACCCACUCCUCGGAGAAGUAGCGGAACGCGUCCACCGGCACGCAGGUGUGACAGGAAGUGCCUGGGGGUAUUUCAUCCUGACUCUGCUCUCUGACCCACCGGCUGGGAUGAGUUGGGGAUCCUGCAGUGGAGACAGAACGUGCGGCGAUGAACAACACGCCGCCAGGACUGCGCCUGCUCAGGCCUCCCACGGUGAUCGGACAGUUCCACACCUUGUUCUUCGGCUCGGUGCGGAUGUUCUUCCUCGGCGUCCUCGGCUUCGCUGUCUACGGAAACGAGGCGCUGCACUUCAGCUGCGACCCGGAUCGCCGAGAGCUCAACCUGUACUGCUACAACCAGUUCAGACCCAUAACCCCCCAGGUUUUUUGGGCGUUACAACUGGUGACGGUGCUGGUCCCGGGCGCGGUCUUUCACCUCUACGCAGCCUGUAAGAACAUCGACCAGGAAGAGAUCCUGGAGCGCCCCCUCUACACCGUGUACUACAUCAUUUCUGUUCUUCUACGCAUCAUCCUGGAAGUCAUCGCCUUCUGGCUGCAAAGUCACCUCUUUGGCUUCCAGGUCCACCCGGUGUUCAUGUGUGACGCCAGUUCUCUGGAAAAGACCUUUAACGUGACGAGGUGCAUGGUGCCAGAACACUUUGAGAAAACCAUCUUCCUCAGUGCCAUGUACACCUUCACCGUCAUCACCAUUCUCCUCUGUGUCGCCGAGAUAUUCGAGAUACUGUGCCGACGUCUCGGUUACCUCAACAACCAGUGACACGUGCACCCGGGUACAUGUUAGAUUACUAAUAUAUAUAUAUAUAUAUAUAUAAUAUAUGUACGAGACGCUGUUUCUACAGGGUUUACUGCUGCUUGACCUUUCUAGAACAGGACGCUGAUGUUGGUCCAUCAGGAGUUGCACCAUGAAAUGUGAGAACGUGCGACAGCGUAACAGCUGUCAGGUCCGUAACGUUCUCUCUGUGUUUUGUGUCACACAUCAGUGGUUCUGUACUGGCCGUGUCCACGGAACAGACAGACUUCUGGUUUUCUAUUUCCACACGAUGGCUGAAACAACCCCGUUAAAUGAGUGACGUGCGACGCUGCCGGAUGCUUCUUCCCUUUAACCUCAACAUGGCUGUUUGAGGAGAUUAGAGCGGUCUUAAGUUAACGUACUUACAGCCGACGAUACAAAUCAUCCAACUGGCGGCAGCACCACGUCCGCUGGUCCUCAGGCGGCGGGACAUCACUCAUGUCUUCACGUUGUGUCUUCUGGCCCUUUGACAUCUGCCUCCAUCACGGGGGCUUUGUUGAGGACUCACAGACAGAAGGAUCACUGACAUCAUACAUACACACAUCAUUCACAAUUUGAUAAAAAAUGUCUCGGAAUGAAAAUCCAUCAAAUAUUUAACAGUAUUACAGGUUUCAAUGUUUUUAAGACACUGAAAAAAUCCUGAACUGCCAGUAAGAAGAAAUUCUGCACCUUUGUUCUUCUGGAUGUUGCAACAUCCCAGGUGAGAUGCCCCCAACAUCUGGGUGCAAUGUCGCUGCAGAGACAUGGAAUGAGCAGAGACAAAGUCUUCAGAGCACAAGUCUCGUAUACGACGUAAUUACUGUUACGUUUAAAGUGAUGAAUUAGUCAGAAACAUUUAAAGCGACGGUUGAGCAGUUUGAUCCUCAACCAUCUCUCCUCAUGGAGAGAUCUCCACCACCUUUCAGCAUCACUCAUUGUACUUUGUCUUCGGUGUCACUGUCGAUGUAUUCUGUAAAAUAUUACCUCUCAUGUUUGGUCUUUUUUUUUUUUAAUCAGACAUCCAUCCAACUUUUGUUAUGAAGUUUUCAGCAAUCUGUUUAUCAUCUCAGGUACAACAUCGCAUUACCAGACAAAAGUGGAUCAAUCCUUGUGACCCUUUAACGGACUUUGUGGUCCCACCGCCGCUGUGGGGCUUUGGGAGGGUCUGGAAGCGGCGAGGGGCUCCUGUGCUUCUGUGCCUCAGAAGGUUGUGUCACUGAGACGUGGGCCUCGUGGACACGAGGAGGUCAACAUCUGUGCUGCUCAGGUCUCUGGGGGAAAUAGAACUCACCGGUCAGGCAAUUUUCUCAGCAACUUUCAACGGGUUAAAAAAAAAGGUUUAUGAACUGAACUGUCAGCUUGUUUUCAGGGGAAUAUUGAGAACUAUUUACAAAAUGUUUUUUAAUAUCGUGGUGUUUCAUUAUGACCAUUAAUAUCUGCGUAAUUUAUCGAUCAAAUAUAAUUUAGGAGGCUACACGACUGUUUCUUUGAUUUUGUUAUUUAUUUCCUUUCACUUUAUUUAACGCUGACUCACAGAUGGUUGUGUUAGUGCUGCUGUCACCGGUUCUUCUACUUUGUUUAGUCUUGAGAUGAUUGAUUAAAAAUGUACAAUAAUAUUUACUAAACCUCA